Molecule: messenger RNA, 3266 nt
Organism: Manis javanica (Malayan pangolin)
Lineage: Eukaryota; Metazoa; Chordata; Mammalia; Pholidota; Manidae
Source: RefSeq, a predicted model, not a curated record
ACCCUCACGGCGGCCGUUCUCUCCACUUUCCAGGUGACACCUGGGACUCUCGCUCUGGGAGGGAGACGCGGCCGCACCGUCUCUGAUCGCAGAUCCGCGGGCGCCGCUCGCCGAUCCUCGCGCAGCCGCAGUUGCAGUGCUUGGGUGGCCAGGAACCCCUCAGUGGGCCCUGAAGGGUAGUUUGGAGCCGGCAUGGCGAUCUGUGGUGGUCAAGCGUGUGCUCUCUGUUGCUGGGUUCGGCUGCCUCCGCCCCUUGCUGGUUGAUGUGUGGCUGCAGACAAGGGCCUUCGCUCACCGUCUUUCUCAGGGAUGAUAAGCACUACCCACAUCAGGAGAUCGCCUCGGAUGGUGGCCUGCGUCCAGCAGCCCCACAGCUCCUCCCAGCUCUCCUGAGGCCGCAGUGGUCAGCUCUCCUGACCGUCAGCACUUGCCUGGACCGCCCGGGUUUGCCGCACCCCUCUGUGGCCCAUCUCUGUCCUGCUGUGUCCUCUGUGCUGCCUCGGUCCACCCUUGCCUCUGCGCCGGCUCUUUCUCCCCUCUUGCUUGUAGUGGGUGUGGCAGCUCCGCUCCGCUCCCAGCAUGCCUCGUGGCCAACGCCUUCAGCAGGGCCCUCACAAUCCCGUGCAGGCAGCAGCGAGUUACGCCAACACACACACUUGGCACCAGAUGGACUGGGCCUCUCCUGAGGUCACCUAUGCCGCCGUAGCAGACCACUGGAUUGAGCAGCCCUGCUGUGGCGGCCCUGUGUGUACGCGUAUGACCAUGGAGCAGAAGAGCAGGGUGAGCGGCGCUUCCGGCAGUAAGCCCACAGAAAGGGGGCCAAUGGCUGUGUGCCUUUCUGGCCCACAGCCCCUCAGUGAUAACCACUGGGCACCAGGCUUGGACCCGGGCACCUUCAAUGGCUCCCCAUGGAUACUGGACUGCUUUUUGGCCCACUUCUACAUGUACUUGCACUUUGAGCACUGCCAGGACAACCUCGGCCACAUCUGCGAGAUCCUUGGGUGCCUGAUGGGUCAAGCCCAGGUGUGGGCGGCCCCCGACCUUGACAGGCACCUUAGCACUGCGUCUGACGAUUAUGAGCUCUUUGGCCAGGAUCUUGAGGAAGCUAGUCAAGACCUGAGCAGUUAUGCUGAGAACCAUGCGCAGUGCCCCGCUCCUUUGCCAGCCUCCAGCCAGCCACCAGUGGCCCUGCAGCUGCCUGUGGCAAGACAGUACUUAGCUGGGUUCCGGGCCCUGGCACUCGACAUGGGGACAUCCCAGGCCUGCGCCAGCUGCCCCGGCCGUUCCUGCUCUUCCCGGCCCCAGCUGCCUGAGCAGCGGCUGGCCACAGAGAGCGUCACGGGGCCCACGGCCUUGUCCACGCCUGCGUGUAGCGCUGCUUCUGGUCCGGUGGGGCCUGCCUCCUCCAAGCAAGGAGAAGGACCCCAAAUCUGUCUCUACUUUCACAGUCUGCUGGACCCCUGCCCAGAAAGAUCCAGCUCGUCCAGGGGCAUCCAGAGCCCCAGAAGACAAAGGAGGAAGGUUUUGAGACGGAGGGAGACCGGCGGCAUCCCUAGGUAGUUGGCAGGGCAGCAAACGCCCUGGAAGCCCCAGGAGAGCCACCAUCUCCCACUCCCCACCCCACAGCCCUGGAUUCUGAGCACAGCCCAGGCAGAGGCGGCAGUGUCUCUGCAUGAAGGAGCCUGCCUAGCCAGGGAGCCCCACAGCCCCCUGCCAGGACCGAGUGGCAUUGCUGCGUGACUGUGGGCAGAGCAUGCCAGGUAUUGCCCUGUGCACUUGCCCCAGUGCUGGACAGGAGGGGUGCUUGUUUGAGCUCCACCCCAUCUGUGCACAAGUAGCCCUCUUGUCCCCUUCCCUGUAGUCACAGCAGGACAUUAUUGGCCUCUUCCCUGUGCCCCUCAUCGUCCAAUUGCCCCCAUGGCCAAGGGGCUAUCAGUCCCCAUCAGAUAUUUGUAUGUCUCUGUAAGCCCCAAAACCAUACCCUUUCAUCGCUGGUUGGACUGAACUUGAUGUGCCACGUCAGCCCUGUUGGGCUCUGGUACCUGAGGGUGUCCCUGCCUUGGCCCCCUUGUCCAUCUUGUGCCCUGUGACCUCUGUCCUCUGGUCUGGAAUUUAAGGAAGGCUACCGGAAGGAAACAGCCACUUUCAUCAUUCAGGACGACUGGGAUGGUAUCUCGAGAGAGAAGGAUCCUUCGCUGGGAGUUGGCCAGCAGCCUGGCCAUCUGGGGAGUUGGGAUGUAAGCUUAGCCAGUCCCGGCUGUACUCCAGGCAUUUUCCCAUUCUGUAUGUGUACAUUCUAGUCAUACCUGGUUUUCUUCAGAAGUCGGCAUGAAUUCCUGUGUCUCAGUGCCUUUGCCCGCCAGCUUUCUGCUCUUCUUCAGUCCCUGCCUCCCACCCACUUGUGCACAUUGCUGGUUCAGCACCUAAACCCCAGUACUGUAAAUGACCCUGAGCCUCUAGGGCAGGGCCUCCAUUCCUGGUCUGCUUUAGGUCCAUGGUACACAGUCGGUGCUCAUUAAAUGUAUGUUGGAUCCACAGCUGAGCCUGUAGUGUGAUGGCCGCCAACAAGGAGAGCCCUUAUUUCAUUGGCUGGAGCACUGCCUGCAUCAGGAGCAAAGUCUGGUUCCCAGCCGAGCACCCCACGCCAGUGCUGCAGGUGUGCUUGUUUUCAGUGGGGUCUUUGAGGAUCUGGUAGAAGGUGUUUGCCUGAAUGGGUGGGAAUAGAAGGCUUGGGAGCGGAGUGUGACCUUGAGAACUGACUUCCAAGGGCCUCCAGAGGUGAAAGGCAGCCAGAGCAGAGCUGUAAGGCCCCAGGGGCCAGAGGAUUGGAAUGAAGAAAGACCUGUUCUGCACAAGGAUGGGGUUCCUAAUAGUGAGUGCUGAGCUCAGAAGUUCCCUCAAUCCAGGUUUAACACAGGAUGGGUACAGUCACCACUCAGAGGGGCAAGAAUUUCAGGCCUCUACAGUUUUACAGUUGUGGAAACAAAACAAGAAUACUUUCCUAGAAAGUAGGAAGAAAAAAUAAAUAGAAAUGUGAACUGCAACUAAAACUAUUUUAGGAAAAACAGUUUAAAACAAACAUCUGGUAAAAAUUUUUAAGUAAAAUAAAUGGGAUUAUUUUAUCUAGUAACUCACUUAAAAAGGCUCUGGGUUCAGAUGGUUUUAUGUGUGAGUUGUUUUAAGGUACAGAUACCUUGUAAGUAAAAGAGCUGCCAAUCUUGGAAAUAGGUGGAAAGCUGAUGUAAUUAAAGCAAGAUGACAUAUCA